UUAUGUACACCUCCACGAAUCUCCCGGACCUUAUCGAUGGGAAGAAACCUGUCGUAUAUCGCCAACGAGAAGCGUCACAUAGAGUUGAUAGAGCUGGAGAACGAUGGGAAGGGGCUGGGCUUCGGCAUUGUAGGGGGUCGAUCCUCUGGAGUCCUGGUCAAAACCAURCUACCAAGUGGACCUGCUGGACUGGACAAGCGUCUGCGCAGCGGGGACCACAUCCUGCGUAUCGGGGACACAGACCUGGCCGGCAUGGGCAACGAGGAAGUGGCUCACGUUCUCCGCAACGCAGGGUCAAGGGUCAAACUGCUCAUUGCUAGGGARGUCGCCGUCUCCACGGGAACCAKCGACCUCUCCCUCUCCUCGCCCCCACUCCCUCUCCUCGCCCAGCAACAACAGAGGGUGMCCAGGAUGGGCAACCAG
This is a messenger RNA of Salvelinus sp. IW2-2015, 423 nucleotides long. RefSeq names its product patj homolog. Gene Ontology annotation, cellular component: apical part of cell; bicellular tight junction; cytoplasm. The record is from RefSeq and is a predicted model, not a curated record. Gene Ontology annotation, molecular function: protein binding. Gene Ontology annotation, biological process: tight junction assembly; regulation of microtubule cytoskeleton organization; microtubule organizing center organization. NCBI's taxonomy places the organism in Eukaryota, Metazoa, Chordata, Actinopteri, Salmoniformes, Salmonidae.